AUGGACAAUCAUGAUCAAUGUGAUGUUUCUCUUGAUGCCAUGUUGCUAGUGAGUGGUCAACUUUACCUUGCAGUGUUAAAUGCUGCCAUUGAGCUCGACCUCUUCAAGAUCAUCGGUGAGGGAAACCCUAAGGGCAUGUCACCCUCUGAAAUUGCUUCCAAGCUUCCAAAUGCACAUGCUGACACCGUUCGCCGCCUUGAUCGGUUGCUGUGUUUGCUUGCAAGUCAUUCUGUUUUGACUUGUUCUUCCAGGAAGGUUGAUGAAGAUGGUAGAAUUGAGAGGCUUUAUGAUCUAUCUCCUACUGAUAAAUACAUGUUCCCUGAUGAGGAUGGAGUCUCUUAUGCUUCAGUCUCCAGAUUAAGCUACCAUCCAGCUUAUAUAAAAGUUCGGUAA
Prosopis cineraria is the source of this 393-nucleotide messenger RNA. Its product is annotated as isoliquiritigenin 2'-O-methyltransferase-like. The transcript has a single exon. Gene Ontology annotation, molecular function: protein dimerization activity; O-methyltransferase activity; S-adenosylmethionine-dependent methyltransferase activity. The coding region runs from base 1 to 393 and encodes 130 amino acids. Gene Ontology annotation, biological process: methylation. Lineage: Eukaryota; Viridiplantae; Streptophyta; Magnoliopsida; Fabales; Fabaceae. The record is from RefSeq and is a predicted model, not a curated record.